AUGGAUUAUGAUGGUGAUGGAAGCCCAGACAACGAGCAGUAUAUUUCAGUAAACGCCAUUUCAACAGAGAAGAGAGGUUCUAACCGUUACAGUCAGCAAGAUAUUCAGAUACUAGAAGCUUAUUUCAAAGAAUAUCCUCAUCCAAACGAAUUACAGAGACAAGAGCUAUGCAAAAGGGUGGACCUCGAGAUAGACCAAAUCAAAAGUUGGUUUCAGAACAAAAUAGCUCAAAGCAAAGUUGAAGAUGUGAGAAAUUCAAACAAAUUGCUUCGUGAAGAAAAUGAAACAAUCCGAUGUCAGAAUGCUGUAAUGUUAGAGGCUUUACAAACUGUGACUUGUCCACCUUGUGGUGGUCCUCCUUUUGGCGGAACUGAACUUGAACGCAAACUCCGUAUCCAAAACCAGCGUUUAGAAAACGCUCGUCUCAGAACGGAGCGUGACUUGUUGGUGGACAAGAUCAAGCAUCAACAAACCAUGAUGGACUCAUUCCCUCAAAGACAGCAAACCUUUGAAACUCUCACCUCAUACGGAUAUAAUCCAGAUAAUCCCUUCGAGCGACCUAGCUCAUCAAAAUCUCAAAAUAUCCAACCACAACAACAACCCCAAAUGGAUAAUUCGCAGCUGACUGCAACUGGGACAAGUGCGGUUGAAGAGCUUAGGCGGCUAUUUUUUACCGACCAAGCUCGUCUUUGGUUAAUGUCGUCUAUAGAUGGAACAUAUGUGAUUGAGCAAGACAGCUAUGAGAACUUCUCGCAGUCAGUCAAACAAUUCAGGAACUCGAGUGCUCCUGUCGAGUCUUCUAGAGUUGUCAGGGACAUUCCUAUAAAGGCAACCAGCUUGAUUGCUAUGUUCUUAGAUUCGGAGAAAUGGAAAACGCUUUUUCCAACGAUCGUGAACACGGCCAGGACGAUUCUUACGCUCGGAUCCGAGUUAAUUAGUGUAUGGGAGCAGCAGCUACACAUAUUGUCUCCCCUAGUGCCAGCAAGGGAGUUUACGAUCGUUCGAUGCUGCCGAAAUAUCAAGGAAAGGCACUGGAUUAUUGCUGAUGUGUCACUCAUUGAUUCUAACCACAAAGUCAGUCAGUCUUGUUAUAAACGUCCUUCUGGUGUUCUCAUCGAAGCCUUGUCCAAUGAUCGGAGCAAGGUAACGUGGAUAGAGCAUGUGGUAGUGGACGAUAGACCCGAGACGCAGGGGGUGUAUCGAGAUCUUGUAAGUAGCAGUUCGGGCUAUGGAGCUAAGCGUUGGAUCGUUACCCUUGAGAAAAUGUGUGCGAGAAUGACUCUCUCCUCCGCCACAACCAUUCCGGUUACUGACCGGUGGGAAACUCUACUAACAGUGGAAGGAAGAAGGAGUGUGAUGAAAUUAGGGGAAAUAAUGUUGAAGAACUUCAGCGAAAUGUUGAUCAUGCCCGGGAAUAUUGAGUAUGGAGGAGUCAGAAUCUCAACGCGAAUGAACGAGGAAGUCGGUCAAGUUGCCAGUGCUGCAUAUUGUCUCUCAAUUCCUAGCACUCCUUCGCAAGUCUUCAACUUGCUGAGAAGCAACGACUUUCGUCACCAGUGGGACGUUCUUUGUUAUGGAAACGCAAUCACUGAGACCGGUCGCAUUUUCACCGGAUUAAGUGAAAGUGAAACAAACUACAUCAGUCUACUCCAGGUACAUACACGCCAAAAUGUACAAGAACCAGUCACGAGGAGGGUGCUACAAGAGUGUUACAUGGACGAAUUAGGAGGUAUGAUAGUGUACGCUCAAGUCGACAUGGCUGCAAUGAGCAACGUUGCCUCCGGGGAAGUCAACCCUUUGGCGAUUCCAAUCCAACCUUCUGGCUUCACCAUCUCAAGCGACGGCCGGGGAUCCAUGGGGGCUGAGGCCGGUGGAACUUUACUCACGUUGGCUUUUCAGAUCCUUCUCUCUGCUGGUGUAAACAGUGGGGGCAGAAUGAUGUCUCAGAAUGAAGUGGACACAAUGAAUACGUUGAUCAGCACAAUUGUUCAAAACAUCAAGGCCUUGUUCAAUCUUCCUCCCGAGUGA
Eruca vesicaria subsp. sativa (arugula) is the source of this 2028-nucleotide messenger RNA. The record is from the annotation of a GenBank genome assembly. NCBI's taxonomy places the organism in Eukaryota, Viridiplantae, Streptophyta, Magnoliopsida, Brassicales, Brassicaceae.